Molecule: messenger RNA, 414 nt
Organism: Mesocestoides corti
Lineage: Eukaryota; Metazoa; Platyhelminthes; Cestoda; Cyclophyllidea; Mesocestoididae
Source: the annotation of a GenBank genome assembly
AUGCUCCAGCCAAGCAACAUCAUACAUCCCGACGAGUUCUUUUUCCCAACUCUCGCUUACAACAGCCAACUGCGCCUGCCUGGAGCUUGUCUGCAUAGCCCAGCACCCGAAUCUGAAGUAGGCUUUAACUAUUUGGCCAAGUUUGUCAUUUGGGAAGGCUGCAGCAUAAAUUGUACUACUAAAUACGUUAGGGAUGUCUGCAUUCUUGGAACGGAUCAUGUGGUGCGGUUGCAGACUGUGCCACACCUAUUUGCCAACAAGUUCCACGCUGACUACCAACCAGAAGCAUACGAUGAGAUGGAGCGUUGGUACUUCCGACGAGUGGCGGCUGAAAUAAAAUCAGGCUCUUAUGACAGGAGGACGUUUAAUCCAACAAUUUACGCCGAACGUUUGUGUUCACGAUAUCAUAUCUAG